This is a messenger RNA of Porites lobata, 1952 nucleotides long. The record is from the annotation of a GenBank genome assembly. Lineage: Eukaryota; Metazoa; Cnidaria; Anthozoa; Scleractinia; Poritidae.
AUGUUUAAGAGAGUGGUGUUUCUGGCGUGUUUAGUAACUUGUUGCUCCGCUCAGGUGCCAUGCCACGCUGGGUUCUUUGGUUCCAAAGGGCAAGCAUGUAGAGGUGGGUCUGUUAUUCGACCUAAUAAAAUAGCCUAAGGAUUUCUGACGUACUUCUGAAGCUGCGUUGUUUUCGGUCUCUGCCAUGCUCAGUUGGACACUUAGGGUCUUACUGAUGACAAUCUGAUGAGAGAGUUGUUUCUUUUUUUCAUGUUUCCAUAUGCUUUGCCAACCAUAUCAGCUAGGGGAAAUCGCAAAGCGUCCGUGUAAUAUUGUAUAGAUUUUUUUUAUAUUCAUCGUGACUUAAAAGGGAUCGGGAUUGACACCUUGAGAAGCUUUACCAAAUCGCAUUUUAUUGGUCAUCAACUUAGUAGACUUACAAAACCUUAGGGUAAAAAAAAAAACAAAACAAAAACAGCGAGGGAUGCCAGCCCAUACUUAAAUGGUCAAAGACAAUUUAUCCAUGCACAUUUAUAAAAGUUCAGAGUAGUUUACGUUUGGCACUCAGAGCGAAUUAUGAAAAGGUAUAGUACGGUCAAUUCGAGACUUUGAGAGAUUGAGAAACUGCUUUCAAAAUUCGCCACCGAGACUUAUAAUUUUGAAAGCUUUAUGAUUCUGGGCGCUCUGUCUUGGCGCAGGGAUUUCUCUCAGAUUUCGAGACAAAUUCUUUCUUUCUUUAUUUUUAUAGUUCAGAUGGUUCAUACAACAAAAACUUUCCUCAAAUCUUUUAUUUUAUCGUGCCUCCACGCGUGUUUGUGAUUUAAAGGAUACUGACCAAACUAACAUGAAAGUUUCCUUUGGAUCGAGCGAUUCAGCCUUUCCUAAAUCAGGUCCUGGUUGCUCAAAGAAUGGAUAGCGGACGCCCACGGUAUUAAUCUCUGCACAGUGCAUAAUUCCCCUGCUUUCUAGCUACUCAAAAAUUAAUUUUGGGUUUAAUUUAUUUAUAUCUUUUUUUUUCCAUGAAAUGUUAGAAUGUCCACAUAACACAUACAAAGAUUACAUUGGCUUUGCAAGUUCCUGUAAGCCUUGCCCGGUAAAUUCGGGUCAUAACCUUCUUGGAAGUCAUAUUUUCAGUGACUGCAAAUGCUUGAAGGGGUAUUCAGGGGACCCAAUGCAGGACAUUCCAUGCACAAGUAAGAAAGAAGUUUGCAGUUUGUCUACUUUACUUCAUUUUAUCUGUUUUCCCCUCAAAUUUAUAUUUUCGCUCCCCUGAUAGCUACCUUCCAGUUUCACCAUUUGAUAACGACGUUAUUACUUUUACAUAGCCGUUACUUGCUUUAGACUUUUCCCUCCUUGCCUACUGAAUUACAAAGAACGUAUCAUUUUUGAUACAUGAUUUGUUAACUGCGGCGUCUAUUUAACAGUGAUUCCACGAGUGCGCGUUGGAUAUGAAAUGGUGGAUAGCCAACAAGCCGCAUAGCGCCGAGUUGGCUAUAAUCAUCUCAUAUCCAGCAAGCACGAGAAGGAAUAAUUGUUUUAUUAAAAAACGCGCAAAAAAUAUCAAGAAUUAUUCCCGACUUUAUUUGUAAAAACAACCGAUUUUCAGCUUGUUUUUAAAUUUGAGCAGACGCGUACAUUUACGAUAUUUCGAGAGCUUGGUAUAAUGGCUCAUAUGAUGGCUAAGCUAAUCAGAGUUCUUGAAUUGCAUUAUUCAAUGAUUCAUUUUUUAAUAAUGUGCUUUAUUAUUUUCAACAGUUAGACUUUGUGAUCCGUUUGCCCCUCCAAUAAAUGGGUCCUUAGUUGGUGUCUGCAAGUCUGAAUACAACUCAGUUUGCCGCAUCAAAUGUAAUGAAGGUUAUGAAUUACAAGGAGGAAGUGCGCAUGCGGAGAAAAAGUGCAUCGUGAAUAAAAACAACCACAUGGAGUGGACAGAAGGACUUAUUUAUUGCUCUGGUAAGAUAAAAGUCAUGUGA